AUGGUAUCGACAUAUUCGAAUAAGAAGAAUUGGUACAAGUCUGUGGAAGAAUGUAGAAAAGUUGAUGCAGAAAUGUUUAAUUUAACACAUGCGAUCACCAAUCUCAACAGUGUUGAAGGAAACUGGGUUUCACACACUGGCAAGAAUCUGACAUUCGAUCUUACCUUAUGGGGUCCAGGUGAUCCGCCAGAAGAACCCGUUUUUACCAUAAUAACAACUAGUGAUAAGAUAUAUGCCGGAGAAGACAUCAUCCUUUCUUGCUCAGUUGACGGUGGAAUACCUGAACCAGUCAUUAGUUUGGAGAAAAAUGGUCAGUAUAUGAAAACAGAGGAAACAUGGCAGCAUUCCCGCGAUACAGUUGUGUUCGUGAGAAAUACGUCCUUCACCUUAUCAUAUGACGACAACAACGCCACAGUAAAGUGUAUAGUUAAUUACAAUGGAGACGUCCUUUACCAGCAGAAUGCCACUUUAAAUGUGAUGUAUCCACCAAUAAUUACGGUACAAGACUAUGUCGAGGUCAACGAAACAGACGACGUCGUCAUCAAAUGCACUGUUACUUCUAACCCCGCAUCGCCUGUAUGGUGGACAAGACCAAACUACACUGACAAAUCAAACGAUGGGACAUUGAACUUGACAAGUAUAUACCGUAACGCAAUUGGCAGUUACAUAUGCAAUGCUGAGAAUGAGAUCGACUCAGUGCAGAAUACAACCGUGAUAUAUAUAAAUGCUCCACCGAAGUUGUGUCUGUAUCAGUAUGAAGCUACUGAGGAAAACCAGACAGUCCAGAUAAAAUGUUCGGGUACCGGAAUUCCAACUCCGAACAUUACAUGGCAUAACUCCUCUGAACUAAUAACUGACAUGGUUAUUCAGACUGGUAUCGAUCCCAGCAACUCGUAUUUAGUGGUCAGUGAGUUGAAAGUUUCUGUCUCUGGGAAUGAUGAUAUCGUUGGAUAUAGAUGUAUGAUCACCAAUGAACAUGGCAAAGCACAGAAAACAUUCAGAAUCCGUAGGAAGCUGAAAUGCAGAUGUCGUUCUAGGAUUCUAAAGAACUGCGCACCAUUGGAGUUUACACCAGUCGAACUAAAAGUGGAAAUGGAAGACACUGAAAAGAUACUUAUGGUGAAAAAAGAAAAAUUAACAGUUCAUAAAAUGAAAAUGAUCUCCGGGCAUGAUGGCCGAUCUUCCUCUUUCCUGAUUGGCACAGUGGGAGUUAUUGUCCUGGUUACCCUUGGUGUCAUAUUGAUUGUCUUUGAUUUGUGUGGAUACUUCGUCAUCAACCGAAAAAUCAAACCUGCAUAA
Ylistrum balloti is the source of this 1299-nucleotide messenger RNA. RefSeq names its product peroxidasin homolog. Gene Ontology annotation, cellular component: cell-cell junction. The record is from RefSeq and is a predicted model, not a curated record. Gene Ontology annotation, biological process: cell-cell adhesion. NCBI's taxonomy places the organism in Eukaryota, Metazoa, Mollusca, Bivalvia, Pectinida, Pectinidae. Bases 1 to 1299 code for a protein of 432 amino acids. Gene Ontology annotation, molecular function: cell adhesion molecule binding. The transcript is spliced from 6 exons.